Molecule: messenger RNA, 4827 nt
Organism: Cydia pomonella (codling moth)
Lineage: Eukaryota; Metazoa; Arthropoda; Insecta; Lepidoptera; Tortricidae
Product: homeobox protein MSH-D-like
Exons: 3
Coding region: 1059-1865 (268 amino acids)
Biological process (GO): embryonic morphogenesis; regulation of transcription by RNA polymerase II
Cellular component (GO): nucleus
Molecular function (GO): DNA-binding transcription factor activity, RNA polymerase II-specific; RNA polymerase II transcription regulatory region sequence-specific DNA binding
Source: RefSeq, a predicted model, not a curated record
ACUUAUCGAUUGUUUUACUGGUUAAUUUUAAACUGUAUUAUCGCAAAUCCCCUUAACCAUCAAUAACUACAAACACAUAGCUGAGCCAAUAAGAUAGUUGAACUGAAACUUCUAACUCACACAAAACAGUAUUAAUUCCAACAUUCGAAUUUCAUAGGAGCGCGCCAGCCCACUUCCGAGCCAACUGCCAACAAAUAACGUUUUGUUUCCAAAACGUCACCCGUUCUCACCUACUGUGUCAUAAACAAAUCAAACAUGGCGGGCCUAAUGACAAUGAGACAUUAGCGAGCUACAAAAUGCCUCCGCGUUUGCGAAUAAUUAAAUCGUAAAGCCCCUCUCCGCCUACGGCACCAGUCUAUUUACUCCUUUUUCAUUCAACACAAUAGCUGCUGCAAUCCGACACUCUCAACUCUAUUACGUCAGUUUAUUAUUCAUAAACCCAAGCGAAUAUAUACUCUAUUUUGUUUCAGAUAGAACUCAAAAGAUAUUGCACAUUUACUAUUUUAUAAGGCGUAUUCCACAGAGAGUAUUAAUUUGAGCGCGACGGGCCCCGCCUACUCAAUAUCACAUUUACACACAUGUUGGCUCGUAUCGUUGUCCCGCUCUCGCCGCGCCGCUUAUUAAAAUUCCUCGGUGUAUAAUACCGUCUCUCUCGCUCGGUACAGAGAAGUCGGCACUCGCCCCAAUGCUGGCGCGAUUUUCACCGCGCUUCCACGCGAUUUGCGCGAGUCCGUACAAAUUGGAAACUAAAUAUCCGAUUGCUCAAUCCGAUAGUUGACGCGAUUUGUGCGAUUGUGACUGUGACUCAAAGUGAAGUUUGACUCUGAGUGUAAAUCAAUUAACAGUCUAUAGUGCAUUUUUUUCCAAUGCUCUAAAUUUGACAGCUGGAAAUUUUGCAACAACUGAAAAACGCCGACGGUCGGACGUUUUUCCGGAAACCGAAUAAGAAUCUUAGUUACCUCAAUUAGAAUCUUAACUGAUCUGACGUUUUAACGGUAACAUUUGCAAAAUUUUAAGUAAAGAUGGCGUAUUGACAUCUGAAAUGCUGAGUAGAUGAAAUGAAGACCUCGCUCGAAUGCGAGCGGUCAGAGGCCGCGGACAGCGGCGGGAAGGGCCGGAUAUCCUUCAGCGUGGACUCGCUGCUGGGCAGCAAGGAGCCCUCGAAGGACCAGGAGCACAGCAACGAUGAGAGCAACACGCUCGAGACGGACGACAGCGACGUGGACAUCGAGGACGUCGACUCAAACGCGGGGGAUGAGAGAGAGGAGGAACGAGAGGAGAGUGGGAAUGGAGAGGAGACGGAGAGGAGUGGAGUGGUGGUGCCGCAGCCAAUGCUGCCCCGGCUGUACCAGGGUCCGCCGCCGACGUGGCCGUUUGGAGCGUUCCCCUGGAUGGCUCCUAACCCUAUGUUCCGGACUGGAUCACCCAAUGGUCCUCCCAGCGGCCCUCCCGUCGUGCGCUGCCAGCUUCGGAAACACAAACCCAAUCGCAAACCAAGAACACCCUUCACCACGCAGCAACUCCUCGCGCUGGAGAAGAAAUUCAGAGAUAAACAGUACCUGAGCAUCGCUGAGCGUGCUGAGUUCUCGUCGUCGCUGAGGCUUACUGAGACGCAAGUCAAAAUCUGGUUCCAAAAUCGGCGCGCAAAAGCGAAAAGGCUCCAAGAAGCUGAAAUCGAAAAACUACGUCUAUCGGCGCGGCCACUGCUGCCUCCAUCAUUCGCGCUGUUUGGGGGCGGCGGGGCGCCCCCGCUCUUCGCCGCCAUGGCUGCCGCGACGCGCCCCCAACUCAGCUUCCUUGGAGGACCCCCUACACACCAACACGCCAUCAACAUGAACAUAUUGAACUCUCUACAGCCCCAUUGACGUUUGGAACACGCGGGUACGCGUGAAACGUCAAACGAGCAGCCGCCAUCUUAAAAUCAGUGUUCAAAUUUCGUUGUCUGUGAUUCAAAACUUUUUCUAACAGCGGCGGUAACAAGUAUACUGAACGAACUUUAAAUCAGUAAGUGCAAUUUUAUAAGUUAAAUUCAGUAGUUAAUUUAUUAUAAAAGUAGUUGUUAAUUGUGUAAAUAUAGACUUAAAGGAACGUUACGGCAAUAGACAUUUAUGAGACAGUUUAUGAGCGAAAUAUCGCUUUCAUGAAUGUUUGUUAGUAUUAAAACCUAAAAGAAAUAGUUACUUUUUCAUUGACGACAUUAAAUGCCUAUAAAACGCAUUUAUACUUUUAUUCCAUGUGAAAUGUUAAGCAGAAAUUUUCUGAAAAGUACUUAAGUAAUUGCGAAUUACACUUAAUUUUACGAUUUCUGUACUCUCACACUAAACUCUGCUUUUAGUUUCUAUACCUAAAUUAACUUUAAUGUAAUGUUAGACACGCCACCUGUUUUCUAUUUUUUAAUCUAAAAAUGUAUCAAAGGUAAAGGUACCUAUUCUUAUCAGAAUUUUCCAAUGUUAGUUGAUUUACAUCAUAUCGUUGGGAGGAAUAUGUUGUGCCUAUUUCAUAGACUUUGUUUUCGGUAAAACUAACUAGGUCACCGAAAUGAUCAAUAUUUUUUUAGAUACGAGUACUAUCGAUUGCAUUCACAAUAUUUUCAGUUGUCGCAGCCAAAAUGUGGAUGUAAUAUUUAAGAUAUACAUUCCAAAUGUAUGUACACCCAGUUGCAAAAACGCAUAACAACUUUAUGAAUGAUUUCCAUUCGAAAUUGCGUAUGCACUGUUACUACUUAUAGUACCUAUUUUUUUUUAAUUUAGCGUAUGAAAACUAUAAAGCAAAGUUUAGUCUGGAUUAUUUUUCUUUCUUUCAACUCUUUGUAUAAAAUUUUAGAAAAAGGGAAUAUACACAGGAAUAUUUUAUUUCCUUGCAACAAACAUCGAUGAUUGUCUAAAAGGUCACCAUAGUCAUAACUAAAUUCGACAUUUUAAUAUCGUUACUGCAACUUAGCUGCAAAAUUAACAUUACCUUUCUUAUAAAUUUACUUUUAAAAUAUGAGACAUAAAUAUACACUAUAAAACUUAAAACCUAAAUCUAAAAAUAAAUAAUACUAAACUUAAAAUAAAAUACUAAAAAAUAUCCCCCUGCGGCAUGGUGCCGUAGAUACUGGCAGCAUUUCCUCGCUGUAUUGCAAGACUAAUUCUUUGAGCGAGGAAGCUGCCAGCUCUGCGGUCGCCGGUGACUUCUGCUAACCUUUUUGAAAGGUCCUUAAAGAGUUUAAGGGCACUUGGACCCCACGGGCCAAGGGUCUCGACGCCAAAAGGUAUGAAAUUGUAUUUGGCGCCGAGACCCCUAUAUUUGGUCAUUUUUAAAUAUUACUUGGCAUAAUUAAUAUUUCUAUACUUAUACAAUACACGUUGCGUUUUUAGCACAAUGGUAUGUAGGUAUUCGCAUUUAAGUUUGAACCCUAUUUAAACCAUUUUCUACGCAACCGUCGCCACAGGAAAUAAAUUCAAAACAGACCAAGAAAAUGUAAAUUCAUGUCCAAUUAAUUUUAAUCAAAAAUUGUGUAUAAAUCGUUAAGCUGUCGAAUUUAGUUAUACUCCGUUAUUCUAAUGAUGCAUUUAUGUCAAAUGUAAUUGUAAAUAUUGAUAUAUUUAACUUAUUGUAGAGAUAAGCUCACCCUAGUUAAGAUGUUAGAUUUUUUAACACAGUCCUAUUUAGUGCGUUAAUUGUGAGAAAAUUAAGCCAUAGUCAUUGUUUUAGAAUUGUACAUUUAUUUUGUCCUUAUGUGUUCCUAUUACAUUAACUCACUUUAGCUUCUUCUAAGGAUUUUAUUUCAUGACAUCCUUGUUCUCUAUAGCUUAAAAACUUUAAAAUUGCCCCUAGUUCAUGCACUGUCUGUAUAUAACAUUUUGACAUAAAUUUAAUAUAAAUUAAGUAAAUAACAGCAUAAAAGAGGGACACUUUUCUGGUUUUACCUUCUUGGACCGAGAAACAAAAGAAUAUUUUCCUUAAGUGCUAAUUACAUCCACACUUUAUCAGGCCUGAUAUUAGACCCGAUUUCAGACCGAAGUAAGAGUAUUUUCCGGUUCACCAAAUAUUAGCACAUCGCUUACAAUAUUUGAAAUAUAACAAAUGAUUCAUAUGCAAAUAUAUCAAGCAUUGAAUAUUUUUGGCAAUUAGAGACCAAGUAUUUUUUACAUAUCAAAUAUUGUUAACGAUGUCUUGAUAUUCCGUGGAACGGAAAACGAUUGUCCGGCCCGAAAUCGGGACUGAUUUCGGGCCCAAUAUCGGGAAGUGUGGAUGUAAUUGGCGCUUGACAUUUGUUAAAUAAAGUCCAUAUUUAUAACUUUGAUUGUAAACAUAAUCGAGAAUUGAAGACAAAGUUCCUAAGUAAUUACAAGAGUUGCUUUUGUUAGUAGAAUCAUGAUUCUAAGAAAACAAAUCAAAGUAAUUAGAUCCAAAUCUAUCAUAAAAUGUUUUUGCCCAAAUAACCUAACUUUCAAUACUUUCCUCAGCAAAACCUUCUUGGGUAUUUUUAGUACCUGGGUUGGUACUUUGUGGUAAUACGAAUUUUCAUUUGUUUCACGUGUCCUUAGCCCCUAGUGUAAAUUUAUUCGAAUUCGAAACGUGACGUACGCGUAUGCGUGAAGUCUCAUUUAGUAUGAGAUUUAGAAUCAGCGCGCCAAGCGGGACGUUUUCUAAACUCAAAAUCCCAUACAAAAUGAGGGUUAACGCAAACGCAUACGUCACUUUUCGCUGUCGUAUAAAUUUACACUAGGGGUACUGAUUCAUUUAUUCUAACUUUUAACAAUGUGGAAGCCUUCCCCUGCAAUGUAUACAUCUGUUAAAAUAAAUUUACGAUAAAAAAUAUACUUAAUUAUUAGUACAAAA